GUAUUUUUGGUUCUAUUACGACCUGCAUCUGAAAGGGUCGGGCUGGUAUACGUGCAGUCCAUUUGCCAUUGGAAGAUUUGAUGAAAAAAAAGCACCCAGUUCCGCGCUUCCUCUUGUCCGAUCUGCAUUUCGUUUGCAACAUGCCACGGCGAACCACAGCCUUAUACUUUGCAAUAGGGGCGACUAUAGGCGUAGUCGCAAACCAUUACCGUCACAUACGCUCAGUGCCAAAUCCUCCUGAUAACUUCCGCUCGCUUGUCACAGCCGGUUCAACAUGGGGUCUUUAUCACAGGCGAUUGGAUCGUCCGAUAGUCCUCUCUCCUGAACCCACAACAAGCGCACUUCACAGCUCAGAUUCCUCCCCAUCACCAAAUACUUCGUUGAAUUUGCUUGUCAAAUCGAUAUUGACAUCCACUCCAUAUAAGCUCGAACUCGCGCUUUCCUCCCCAUCUGAAUCGUCGUCCGAAUUUGAUCUUUGUACCGGAAGCAAAAUUGGGUACCUAUCUUUGGAAUCUCUACCCAGCAGCAACGAGGCUAUUUUCCAUUAUGAGUAUCCAGGUAUUGAUUUUAGGAUGUAUAUAUCAACUCCAACGCCUCGGGAUAUCUUGCUGGGAUUUGUCGACUACAGUGGAAGUUUAACCCAGGAUGUCGGGUCCAGAGUGUACACGCGCAUGCUGUGCGAAUCUGCAGCCAGAAUGUUGGAAAAGGGAGUAUGGGAUUCGGAGUGACACCGCCCUCUCAUAGUAUGAUAGUUACCUGGUAGAUCUGGAUGACUUUCUCAUACUGUACAUAUAAUGCAAGGCGUCAGAAAGAUGCACGAUUGAGUCAUGAUAUACUAUUACGAAAAGUGGUAUGAAAAUCUUGUAGUAUUUGUAACUUCCCGAUCCGGGCCG
Molecule: messenger RNA, 893 nt
Organism: Spizellomyces punctatus DAOM BR117
Lineage: Eukaryota; Fungi; Chytridiomycota; Chytridiomycetes; Spizellomycetales; Spizellomycetaceae
Exons: 2
Coding region: 81-728 (215 amino acids)
Source: RefSeq, a predicted model, not a curated record